Messenger RNA from Cercocebus atys (sooty mangabey), 7179 nucleotides. It is a transcript of the gene CFAP46, whose product is annotated as cilia and flagella associated protein 46. Lineage: Eukaryota; Metazoa; Chordata; Mammalia; Primates; Cercopithecidae. The transcript is spliced from 54 exons. The coding region runs from base 95 to 6976 and encodes 2293 amino acids. Gene Ontology annotation, biological process: cilium movement involved in cell motility; axoneme assembly. The record is from RefSeq and is a predicted model, not a curated record.
UCGCCGGGUCCUCGCGGCGGGAGAACCCAACCGACCCUGGCGGCGGGACGCACCGCGGAUCCCAGAAAGGGCGGACGAGCCGGGCGCCGGCGUCAUGGACCUGGUCAUCACGCAGGAACUGGCCCGCGCCGAGAGCCAGCAAGAUGCUGCGUCCUUGAAGAAGGCCUACGAGUUGAUCAAAUCGGCCAACCUAGGGAAAUCGGAGUUUGACCCCUCAGAGAGCUUCAGCCCAGACCUGUUUGUUCUGUGUGCAGAGCAGGCCCUCAAGAUGGGGCAGCCAGAGGUGAGCGAGGACUGCAUCCAAAUGUACUUCAAGGUGAAGGCGCCCAUCACCCAGUUUCUGGGCCGAGCGCACCUGUGCAGGGCCCAGAUGUGUGCCCCAAAGUCGGCAGAAAACCUGGAGGAAUUUGAAAAUUGCGUGACUCAGUACAUGAAGGCCAUAAACUUUGCCAAAGGAGAACCGAGGUAUUACUUUUUGGUGUACAAUGCAUCAGUCCUCUACUGGCAGAUGGUGAGGCCGUUCCUUGAGCCUGGAUAUCGCCACCAUCUGAUCCCCAGCCUUUCCCAAAUUGUAAACGUGCUGAGUCAGACCGAGGAGGAAGACAAGGAGUGGCACGCCGAGCUGAUGCUGGAACUUCUGGAGUGUUAUCUGCAAGCCGGAAGAAAGGAGGAGGCUGCCAGGUUCUGCUCCACUGCAGCUCCGUUCAUCAAGUCUCACGUGCCGCAGAAAUACCGGCAGAUGUUCUCCGUUAUGGUUCGUCAUGAAUUAAUGGACGAACUUCAGUUAAAGGAAGAAAAGAAAAAUUCCAUUAGCCUGUCAGUCACUUUCUAUAUUAAUAUGCUAAAAGCAAAAGCAGAGCAAAAUGAUUUACCAGGCGACGUCAGUGUCAUUCUGAGGAAGGCCUAUAGACACUUAAGUCAUUACAACCACCAGCGCUUUCCUUCCAUCAGAGAAGAAAAAAUGCUUUUGCUUUUUGAACUGGCACGUUUUUCCUUGACCUUGAAAUGCAUGGAGAUCUCCUCUGACUGCCUCUCAGACCUCAAGAAGAUGGAAAGCAAAGAUCCUGGGAAGCUGAUUGAAAUGGAAUGUCUGGAGUGUGAAUCAGAAGCUUUAAGACUUGAAAAUCAGAUGAAAAUGUACAUCCGAGCGGCUGUUGAGGCCCAGCUGGAUAUCAUACAGAGACUAAACGUCGCGCUGCAGCGAGCCGUCCGCCUGGGCGACCCCCGGGUCAUCCACGUGGUGUGCACCACGCAGUGGAACACCUGCCUGCCCCUGCUGCAGCACAACCUGCGGCACCACCUGAGGAAGCCCCUGGCCGGCGUCGCGGACGUGCUGGAGAAGGUGGACAGCCUCAUGACGCUGCUCCGCUGCCAAGUGCACAUGGAGAUGGCGCAGAUCGAGGAGGACGAGGACCGGCUGGAGCCCGCCAUGGAGCACCUCCGGAAAGCCGCGCGCCUGGACAGCCUGGGCCUCUACCAGGACAGGCUCCAGAUGGCCUCUACCCGGCUGCGCCUGUGCACCACACUAUACCAGGCCCCCGAGCGUGCAGAGGACAAGGCCAUCAUGGCCAUCGAGCAGGUGCUGCCCGGGGAGGCAAAAAAAGCUACCCCAAAGGACAGCGUCAGGAAGAAGCGGGCCCUCCUGGUGAACGCAGGCCUGGCCUUAGCCCCCGACACGUUUCAGAUCGUGCUGGACAGUGAGAAUGAGGCCAAAGUCUCCACCGGGAAGAGCAGGGGCCGGUUCACCUACCUUUGUGCAAAGGCACGGCACCACAUCGUCAGCGUGGACAAAGCUGCCGGGCACCUGCGGCGCCUGGGCAACGAAAACAGCAAGGAGAGGAUACAGAUUUGGGCAGAGCUGGCCAAAGUGGCCCGGAAACAAGGCGUGUGGGACGUCUGUCGGACGGCGAGCCGCUUCUGCCUCCUGUAUGACAACGUCAAGGUGAAGAAGUCGAGGCUGCGGAGAGGGAGGAAGAGGCGAGGUAGGGACGGCUCGGUGCAGGACACCUGGAGCCACCCUGAGGUCGUCCUGCAGAGGCAGGUGUGCCCCGACCUGCUGCGGAAGUUUGCGGAGGUGGGGUUCAUCAGUGCUGAGGCCACGGUUCAUUUGCUGCGGUCGGAAGGUGUAGAGCUGAAUGACCGGGCCAUCCCCCCAGAAGACCUGAGCCAGCACCCAGCCGGCUACGUGCCUGAGCCCCCGGAGGCGAAUGCCGAGUGGAUCACAUACAGGUUUGGAGGCAUCGCGGGCAGCAGCACCCUGGUGAUGCUGGCUGCACGGCACUACUGGAACGCCUGGCUCCCACUCCUGUCCUCAGCUGUCCACAGGAAGAAGGCCAAGGGUGCCCUGAAGAGGAUCAUUGGCAUCAUCAACAAGACAGAGGCCAGAAAGCAGGAGAAAGAGAAGACGCUGCUUCUGCACCAGUGGCCCACAGCUGACUUCCAAGGCGGUGGGACGACCGAAGGAUAUUUUCUUCCAGGGGCUGAGGACGACCUGACGCUCCGUGCUGCGCUCUAUGGCCUGCUCUUCCACAGCCACGCCGACCAGGACGACUGGGAGGGUGGCCUCAAGGUGCUGGACGAGGCCGUGCAGGUGCUGCCAAGGACAGCCCACCGCCUCUUGAUCUUCAAGCACAUGGUCAUCGUGAAGGCCAAGCUCGGGCAGAAUUUCUCGAUGGAAAUACAGAAAUUCAAGGCCGAGAGUGAGGACUACUUGGCGCGCAUGUGGCACCGCCUGGCCCUGAACUCGCUGAGCGUGUCUGGAGAGCUGGCCUGCUACAACAGCGCCAUCCAGGCCUUGCAGAAGCCUGAGACGGAGUGGCAGAAGGUGGAGUACCUCAUGGAGUUCGGCCAGUGGCUCCACCACAGACACUUUCCUCUAGAGGACGUGGUCUUCCACCUCCGCUGGGCCGUCGAGAUCCUGCUGGCCAUGAAGCCGCCCAGCGACGCCCCGGAGGCAGAGCCCACGCCGGAUGGGGAGUACAUGGCCAUGCAGAUGCCCCCACAGAGCUCCGUGUCCGAGGCCGGGGAGGUGGUGUCCUUGGAGCAGCUACAUAGUGUGCGGCAGCUGGAGGCGCUGGCCCGUGUGCACAUCCUGCUGGCACUGGUGCUGUCGCCGGGUGCCGAGGGCUACGAGGACUGCUGCCUUGCAGCUUAUGCCUUCUUCAGGCACAUCUGGCAGGUUUCCUUGAUGACAGCAGGAAAAUCAGUUCUAGAAAGCGGACCCCUGGCAGCAACCAGCUCACAUCUGUUAUUGCCUAAAAAAGAGAAGGAGAAUGAGAGGAGUAAAGAGAAGGAGAAGGAGAAGGGAAAGGAGGAGAAAGCCAAGGAGCCCAAGCAGUGCCAAAGCCCAGCUCCUAACAAACAACUGGAAGACUUACCCACGAGCAUAGAAGAGUGGGCUUCCUACUCCUGCCCCGAGGAAGUGCUGUCUGUGCUGAAACAGGACAGAAGUGACUCUACUGUUAACCCCUCAAGUAUCCAGAAGCCGACGUACAGUUUGUAUUUCCUGGACCACCUGGUCAAGGCCCUGCAGAAGAUGUGCCUACACGAACUCACGGUCCCCAUCCUGCAGUUGGGGGUGCUGAUUUCGGACUCCGUGGUGGGAAGCAAGGGCCUGGUGGAUCUCUACCACCUUCGCCUCGCCCACGUGUGCUCCGAGCUGAAGCUGAGCGAAGCAGCUGCGCACCAUGAAGAGGCGGUCGGGCAGGUGUACAUCAGCGAGCUGGAGCAGGCCAGCUGCAGGAAAGAGAUCGCGUUGAAAAAAGAGAAAAAUAAGGAACCUUUAUUAGAAGAAAGCCUGCCAACACUGAGCGAGCAGACACUUCCCAUCCGGCCUGGGGAGAUCAAACCGCUGGAAGCCAAGGACAAGAUUUUGAAGAUGAAUGGGGAGACCGGGAGGGGCCUGGAUGGGACGUCCUUUCCCCUCCUGUGGAUGCUGAAGGCAGAAGUUCUGCUGGAGAUGAACCUGUACCAGCCUGCACGGCUGCUCCUGUCAGAGGCUCAUCUGGCUUUCCAGGAGCUGGAUGAGCCCUGUGCAGAGGCCCAGUGCCUGCUCCUCCUCGCACAGCUGGCCAACAAGGAGAAAAACCAUGGACAAGCCAAGAAAAUGAUCGCACAGGCCCAGCCCCUGGGCGGAAGUGAGGAGUUCUGGUACAGUUCCACUCUGACCCUGGCAGAGGCGCUCUUGUCCAUGGAACACCCAGGAAGAGAAGCUACGGUGUGUCACAUAUUUCAGAAGCUCAUCAAUGCCUUCAAGAUCCUCAAGAAAGAAAGACCAAACCGACUGCCUUUAUUGGAAUUCAUGAUCACAGAUCUAGAAGCCAGGUGCCUGAGCCUGCGGGUCAGAGUUGCGCAGCAGUCGGCGGUCACUGAAGCCACAGAGUGCUCGCUGCUGCUGAAAGACAUGGACGAUAGCCUGCUGGAAAUUGAGAGGAAGUUUAUCGACUGUGGCUACAAAGAGAAUUGUGUUGAUGUAAAACUAGAGCGAGCGAAGAUCAAGAGGUUACGUGCCCAGAACGAGGAAGAUGAAGAACAAAAAACUGCGUAUUACUUGGAAGCAUAUGGCCUGGCCCAGGGCGCCGUGGUUGAGGAGGAAGGGAGGCUCCUCAGUGUCCAGGGCCUAUUGUCACUUCAAGAUUUGCAGAACGUCAACACGCCGCUGAUGAGGAAGCUGGCGCGCCUCAAGCUCAGCCUCGUGGAGAUGGCUCUGGACAUGCUCCAGUUCAUCUGGGAGGAGGCCCGCGGGCAGCAGAGUGGGCAGGGGUCCCUGGAGAAGCUGCUGGCGGACUAUCUGCAGAACACCAGUGACUGCACUUCCGUCGGGCUGCAAUGGUUCACGCUGAAGCGGACUCUGGCACACGAGGCACUGGCGCAGCUGGGGAGCCUGCAGCCGCUGAGUGUGGGCUGUGUGCAGAUCCGCGCCCGGCUCCUGGGCCUGGCCGGGAGGGCCCUCCACCUGCUGGCCAUGCAAGCCGACCCUGUGCGCCCUUCUUGCUACUGGGAGGAGGGCCCCUCGGUGGGCGCCAAGCUGAGCGGCCUCAAGUCUCUGGAGCUGGAGGUCGAGGAAGAGGGUGCCACAAAGUCCAGCAGGGACCCGCUGGCCUCCAGGGCAGCCCCAGAGGAGCACGGCAGGAGAGGCGAGGACCUGAAGGGGAGGAUGGUUCUGGCCCAGCAGUACCUGGCUCAGGCAUCAGAGGUGCUGCUGCAGUGCCUACAGGUGGCCCUUGGCAGUGGCCUCCUGGAUGUCGCAGCAGCCGCCAGCCUGGAGAUGGUGGAAUGCGUCGGCACCCUGGACCCUGCAACCACCUGCCAGUUCCUGGCUCUGUCUCAGAGCUGCUCGGCCUCGGAGACAAUGAGGGAUGUCCUGCUUGCAGCCACGGCCAACACCAGCAGCUCACAGCUGGCGGCCCUGCUGCAGCUACAGCACCGGCUCCGGUGCCAGGACAGGACCACCACCAGCCUGGGUGCCAGUGUGGAGCAGAGGCUGGCUGCCGUGUCCAAGGCUUGGCAAAAUCUCUGCGUCACUGAACAGCACUUUAACCUCUUGAAUGAGAUGCCUCCUACCUUUCGGGUCCUCUUUCUGCACCUCUCACGGGACAGGUCCUGUCUAUACGGUGCUGCCUAUGAGAAACCCAAGUUCAUUACUGCAGCCAAAGGAAAGGUGCAGCCGGUGGGAGGCUUCUGCAAGGUGAUGCGUCUGGCCAUGAGUCCCACCGCCUUCUCCCACCUGCUGGCCUGUGCCCAGCAGUUCCGGAAGCAGACCCAGGCCCAGGUGUACAGCGAGGACAUGGCCCUGAACGCAGGCUCGGAGCCAGAAGGCCUCCAGGUGGAGGAGAAGGAGUGCCCUGUGCAGAGGCUCAGCAGCAUCCUGGGGCCCCUGGAGGAGCUUCUGCAGCCGCUCUUCCCCCUGCUCAGCCUCUCCGAGGCCAGAGUGCAGAUGCCCGUGGUCGUUGCUGAUUCAGGGAAGUCGAAGGGCAAAGACAAGGAGAGGAAAAUGUCCACAGGACAACACAACACAGUCCAGCCCGAGGUUGUGGAUAAGAUCAUCCUGGUCGCAGACAGACCUCUCCUGGAGCUGCCACUGGAAGGCCUCUCUGUGUUUGAUGAAGGCACAAUUUCCUCUGUGUCACGAGAAUUUUCUCUUCAGAUGCUGUGGAAUCGCCUCCAUAAAGAAGAACCAGAAGGUGGCGUGAAAAAGGAGGGGAGAAGCAGAGACCCCAAAAAGAGAAGCCUAGUGAAGAAGGGCAGGAAGGGCAGCGUCCCCCGGACCAUCCCCGCUGACUGCAUCACAGUCGACUCCGACAACUUCAAGUUCAUCGUGGACCCAUACGAGGAGGCCCAGGGCCCAGAAAUGCUGACUCCUGUCUCCGUCACCCAAGACAUUUUGGAAAGAUUCCAAGACACAUUCACUUCGCGAUGGGUGGGACAUCUGGGAAGCAAGCACUUUCCCAGCCAGGCCCAGUGGGAGCAGGCCCUGGGCAGCUGCAACGGCUUCUUCUUCUAUGGGAUGGAGAGCUUCCUGUCCCAUAUAUUAGUGGAGAGAUUGGUCGCCAUGAACUUGCAAGAGUGCCAGGUGGCGGUCCUGCUGGACCUGGCGCGGUCCUACCAGAGCUUGAGGCGGCACAUGGAGACCGUGGAGCACAGGAGCGCCUCCCAGCUGUCCCUGGAGGAGCCCGUCGAGGCGGCCGUCCUGCUGAGCCUGGUGGGUGUCAAGAGCAUCCUGGCAAACCAGUGGCCGACGCUGCUGCAGGACAACGCGCUGCGGGCCAACGUCCUGUGGGAAAAUCUGUUGGCCGUCGGGAAGCCGGUUGGAGAAACGGUGCGCUUCCUUCAGAAGAUGACUGGCGAAGAGGCCGUGAACCAAGACGAGGCUUCUCAGACCUUGAAGGACAAGCUGCCGCUGCUCCAGAGCGCCGAGCUCCUUCCCACCACGCUCAACUUGGUCCUGUACGGGCUGCCGCACCACGCCAUUGGCUAGCACAAGCCUGGACCUGCCUCCCGUCAGCUGCUGUGGCCCUAGCACCUGCCUCUGCCCUUGGCUCUGCCCCUCUGCCAACCCAUCCCCACCUCCUGGCUCCCAUCCCCAGCUCCCAGCUCUCUCUCCCCUUCCUGGGCCUCUCCCCAGCCCUCGGUGCAGCCUCAGCCAGAGAUCCUUCCCCAGUGACUUCCGGCAAAACCGCC